This is a messenger RNA of Nerophis lumbriciformis (worm pipefish), 1677 nucleotides long. NCBI's taxonomy places the organism in Eukaryota, Metazoa, Chordata, Actinopteri, Syngnathiformes, Syngnathidae. The record is from RefSeq and is a predicted model, not a curated record.
AUGGCCGGUUGUGCAGCAGAGGAGAAAACCUUCCGACGGUUCCUGGAGCUCUUUCUCCGGGAGAUGAGCCCUCCUCUGCAGGACAGCGACCCGCUGCCCUCGCGCCCUUUGACGGACCUGGUGUGCGAGGACGAGGUGGAGGGGGAAUGCCUCGAUUUGUGUCUGCAACACCUCUACAAAUAUAACUGCCCGUGCUCGCUGGCUGCGGCCUUGGCAAGGGCCACGUCUGACAGCAUCCUGCAGAGCGACCUCACCAUUCACCACCUCAUCAAGAGUGCCGAAGACGGAGUCGGGCCCUUACCGCAGAUCGAGGCGGUGAAGUUGGCGCGACUCAUCUUCAAGCGGCUUUUCGAGACGUGCGGUGCGUGGACCAAGGAGCUGCCCUACCGGCGCCGCCCGCAGCCCUACUACGAGACCUCCAUCCACGCCAUCAAGAACAUGAGGCGCAAGAUGGAGGACAGACACGUCAUUAUCCCUGACUUCAACACGCUCUUCAACAUUCAGGAUCAGGAAGAACAGGCAUUCUUCGCCGUGUUUGACGGACACGGAGGCGUUGACGCCGCCAUUUACGCGGCCAACCAUCUCCACGUCAACCUGGCGCGUCAGGACUCCCUAUCGCAAGACCCCGGCGAGGCCCUCCGUCGCGCCUUCAAAAUCACCGACGAGCAUUUCGUCAAGAAAGCCUCACGCGAGAACCUGCGCUGCGGUUCGACGGGCGUGGUGACGUUCCUCCGUGGCCGAACGUUGCACGUGGCCUGGCUGGGGGACUCCCAAGUCAUUCUGGUCCGCCGGGGAGAAGUGGUGGAGCUGAUGAAACCGCAUAAACCAGACAGAGAGGAUGAGAAACAAAGAAUCGAAGCUCUGGGAGGCUGCGUUAUCUGGUUCGGGACGUGGAGAGUUAACGGGAGUCUGUCCGUAUCUAGAGCCAUAGGCGAUUCGGAGCACAAGCCCUACAUCUGUGGGGACGCCGACCACGCCGCCUUCCCGUUGGACGGCUCGGAGGACUACCUGCUCUUGGCCUGCGACGGCUUCUGGGACACGGUGAGUCCCGACGAAGCGGUGCGCGUGGUGAGCGACCACCUCCAGGAGAACGCCGGCGACACCGCCAUGGUGGCGCACAAGCUGGUGGCCUCGGCUCGCGACGCCGGCUCCAGCGACAACAUCACCGUCAUCGCCGUGUUCCUGCGGGACCCGCGAACCCCUCCGCCGGAAGAGGAGCCCGCGGCGGAGGCGGAGGAGGAACCCGAAGAGGAAGAAGAAGAGGAGGAGGAGGCGGCCCGGGCCGAGCGAAGCGGCGAGGCGGGCAGCGCGGCGGACAACGGGGGGAAAAGCCGAGGAGGGUGGCCCCUGCAGCAGUGCUCGGCCCCCGCCGACCUGGCCUACGAAGACCGCACGGACUCUUUCACGGACAGAACCAGCCUCAGCCUGCUGGGGCCCGCCCUCGGGGGCCGCGUCCCUUCCUUCUUAGAUAAACGCCCAUUGAGGCGCAGGUACCGCCGCACUUUCACGGACCUGCCGGGGCCCUGGACCGCCUCGCCAUUCGGCCGGGUCCCCGGGCCUAGCCGCUUGUUCGCGAGCCCGAGGUGCCGCCGCAGAUUCGCCGAGCCGUUUAGCUCGGCGCCCCUCCGCGGGCCGGGAGUGGCCCUGCCCCGACUGCCCUGCGACACCGCCAUCUGA